ACAUUCUCUAAUGCCCAUGACCCUGUACGUUAUAUAAUAGAUAAAAUUUUGGGUGACCAUUCGUGCCACAUCCACAUCUGUUAAAUCCAUGUAAACAACCGCGAUAUCCAUUUCCGGAACCAAUGCGCCAACUUCCUGAGCCACCUCCUUCGCCACCUCCAGAGCCACCUCCUCCGCCACCUCCUGAGCCACCUCCUCCGCCACCUCCUUCGCCACCUCCUUCGCCACCUCCAGAGCCACCUCCUCCGCCACCUCCUUCGCCACCUCCUUCGCCACCUCCAGAGCCACCUCCUCCGCCACCUCCUUCGCCACCUCCUCCGCCACCUCCUUUUCCACCUCCAUUGCCACCUCCUCCACCUCCUCCGCCACCUCCUCUGCCACCUCCUCCGCCACCUCCGUUUCCACCUCCUCCGCCACCUCCUUUUCCACCUCCAUUGCCACCUCCUCCACCUCCUCCGCCACCUCCUCUGCCACCUCCUCCGCCACCUCCGUUUCCACCUCCUCCGCCACCUCCUUUUCCACCUCCAUUGCCACCUCCUCCACCUCCUCCGCCACCUCCUUCUCCACCUCCUCCGCCACCUCCAUUGCCACCUCCUCCACCUCCAGAGCCACCUCCUGAGCCACCUCCUCCGCCACCUCCUCUGCCACCUCCUCCGCCACCUCCGUUUCCACCUCCCCCGCCACCUCCGCUUCCACCUCCUCCGCCACCUCCUUUUCCACCUCCAUUGCCACCUCCUCCACCUCCUGAGCCACCUCCUCCGCCACCUCCUUCGCCACCUCCUCCGCCACCUCCAUUGCCACCUCCUCCACCUCCAGAGCCACCUCCUUCGCCACCUCCUGAGCCACCUCCUCCGCCACCUCCUCCGCCACCUCCUCUGCCACCUCCUCCGCCACCUCCGUUUCCACCUCCUCCGCCACCUCCUUUUCCACCUCCAUUGCCACCUCCUCCACCUCCAGAGCCACCUCCUCCGCCACCUCCUUUUCCACCUCCUCCGCCACCUCCGUUUCCACCUCCUCCGCCACCUCCUUUUCCACCUCCAUUGCCACCUCCUGCUCCACCUCCUGAGCCACUUCCUGAGCCACCUCCAGAGCCACCUCCAGAGCCACCUCCUGAGCCACCUCCUCCGCCACCUCCUUUUCCACCUCCUCCGCCACCUCCAUUGCCACCUCCUCCACCUCCAGAGCCACCUCCUGAGCCACCUCCUCCGCCACCUCCUUUUCCACCUCCUCCGCCACCUCCGUUUCCACCUCCUCCGCCACCUCCUUUUCCACCUCCAUUGCCACCUCCUGCUCCACCUCCUGAGCCACUUCCUGAGCCACCUCCAGAGCCACCUCCUCCGCCACCUCCUUUUCCACCUCCUCCGCCACCUCCGUUUCCACCUCCUCCGCCACCUCCUUUUCCACCUCCAUUGCCACCUCCUGAGCCACUUCCUGAGCCACCUCCAGAGCCACCUCCAGAGCCACCUCCUGAGCCACCUCCUCCGCCACCUCCUUUUCCACCUCCUCCGCCACCUCCAUUUCCACCUCCAUUGCCACCUCCUCCACCUCCAGAGCCACCUCCUGAGCCACCUCCUCCGCCACCUCCUCUGCCACCUCCUCCGCCACCUCCGUUUCCACCUCCUCCGCCACCUCCUUUUCCACCUCCAUUGCCACCUCCUGCUCCACCUCCUGAGCCACUUCCUGAGCCACCUCCAGAGCCGCCUCCUGAGCCACCUCCUCUG
Molecule: messenger RNA, 1721 nt
Organism: Bicyclus anynana (squinting bush brown)
Lineage: Eukaryota; Metazoa; Arthropoda; Insecta; Lepidoptera; Nymphalidae
Product: basic proline-rich protein-like
Exons: 10
Source: RefSeq, a predicted model, not a curated record